GCCGGCUCGCAGCGGAUUUUCCCUAAGCUGGCUCCGUUCCCUCACUAAAUAACUUGGGGAACAGCAAGCGCUUUCUGGGCAGCUCUUCUAGGCGUGGAAGCUGGGCUAGAAGCAGGAAUGCAUCUUCCGUCGGAACUUCUUUUUUUUUUUUUCUUAAUGCAAUGUCCUAAUUAAAAACGACUCCCCCAGAACUUGGAAGUAAUGUCUAACGGAGGAGGAGGCAGAGAUGCAUGCCUCUGGGCUUUCUUAUCGCAGUGAAACGAUCGCUCGCAGUACCUUAGCAGGGCUUUUUGUUUCCAGCUUACCACAGCAUCUAUACGGCCGUAGGCACGAAUAUAGAUGCCUGUAGCGAUGCAGGAAGCAGCUACGCACAGAGGCACACCACCCGGCACCCCCGAACAGCGGGGAGGAGGAGGAGGAGGAGGAAGGAAGGGAGGAAGGGUAUAAAGCUGCGGAGACACGGGAGGGGAGACUCAGAGCUUCGCCUCGCCGCCUUUCGUAUGCGAGCCUCCCGCAGCCUCUCCUUGGUUCCGCUGCACCCCUUACCUGGCCAGCUCUGCCCGGACCAUGCCCGCUAAACUCCUCGCCGUCUUCUUCCUCCUCUCGGUGUUUCACGCCCGUUCCAGAAAGGUUGAAGAAGAUGAAUACGAAGAUGGAACAACCAACCAAAAAUGGGUUUUAGCUCCAAAAACACAGGACACAGAUGUGACUCUCAUACUAAACAAGCUGUUGAGAGAGUAUGACAAAAAGCUACGGCCAGAUAUUGGAAUAAAACCAACAGUUAUUGAUGUUGAUAUUUAUGUCAACAGCAUUGGUCCUGUAUCAUCAAUAAAUAUGGAAUAUCAAAUUGAUAUAUUUUUUGCCCAGACGUGGACAGACAGUCGUCUUCGCUUCAACAGCACCAUGAAGAUACUGACUCUGAACAGCAACAUGGUUGGGUUGAUCUGGAUUCCAGACACGAUAUUUCGGAACUCCAAGACAGCAGAAGCUCACUGGAUCACCACUCCCAACCAGCUCCUCCGGAUAUGGAACGAUGGCAAGAUCCUGUACACCCUCAGGCUUACCAUCAAUGCUGAGUGCCAGCUGCAGCUACACAAUUUCCCAAUGGAUGAACACUCAUGUCCACUGAUAUUCUCUAGCUAUGGCUAUCCUAAAGAAGAAAUGAUUUACAGAUGGAGAAAAAACUCAGUGGAGGCUGCUGACCAGAAGUCUUGGAGACUCUAUCAGUUUGACUUUAUGGGUCUCAGAAAUACUUCAGAAAUUGUGAAAACUUCUGCAGGUGAUUAUGUAGUCAUGACUAUAUACUUCGACUUAAGUAGAAGAAUGGGAUACUUCACUAUUCAAACGUACAUUCCCUGUAUAUUAACAGUUGUUCUUUCCUGGGUAUCCUUUUGGAUUAAAAAAGAUGCCACACCAGCAAGAACAGCAUUAGGAAUUACCACAGUAUUGACCAUGACAACUUUGAGUACCAUUGCAAGAAAGUCAUUACCCCGUGUCUCCUAUGUCACCGCUAUGGAUUUGUUUGUGACUGUAUGCUUUCUGUUUGUCUUUGCUGCUCUGAUGGAGUAUGCAACCCUCAACUACUACUCCAGUUGCAGGAAACCAAACUGUACUAAGAAGAAAAAGUCGCUACCUGAUGUCAGUUUUGGUCAUGUGAUGAAUUAUUCUGUACUUGAUAUGAGACCACCAACUACAGUCAUCACAUUGAACAAUGCCAUGUACUGGCAAGAAUUUGAAGAGGCGUGUGUCUAUGAAUGUUUGGAUGGGAAAGACUGCCAGAGCUUUUUCUGUUGUUAUGAAGAAUGUAAAUCAGGCUCAUGGAGGAGAGGACGGAUUCACAUAGACAUCUUAGAACUGGAUUCUUACUCUAGGGUCUUUUUUCCUACAUCCUUCCUGCUGUUUAACCUGGUCUACUGGGUUGGAUACCUCUAUCUUUAAAUGUUGCCUGUAGUGGUGAAGACUGUGGUAUUUUCACACUGUGGAGGGAUGGUGGAAGUGCAGAAAAAGUGAAGGACAUGGUCAGUUUCAUCUCAAAUUAUAGAGGCCACAUUAACCUUCACCAUCACAGAGCCUGAUGAAGAAUUUUAAUAUGUAAUUUCCUGAAAAAGAAAAACGUGGAAGAAUUCUCUCCUUACUGCUAUUCAUUUUAAGGGAAAGAUUCUUACAAAAUUCAACUGAAUUUGUAGUGUAAGCGAUGUUUAUAAACAAUUAUUGUAUAUUAGAAUUCUUACUAUUCUCCCUUGGCAUAGAAGCUAUACACAGUUCAGGCAAGGGUUAAAUAUGUCAUUUUUGUUCUUCAUUCCC
Molecule: messenger RNA, 2304 nt
Organism: Cygnus atratus (black swan)
Lineage: Eukaryota; Metazoa; Chordata; Aves; Anseriformes; Anatidae
Gene: GABRG3
Product: gamma-aminobutyric acid type A receptor subunit gamma3
Exons: 12
Coding region: 568-1938 (456 amino acids)
Biological process (GO): synaptic transmission, GABAergic; regulation of postsynaptic membrane potential; nervous system process
Cellular component (GO): synapse; postsynapse; dendrite membrane
Molecular function (GO): benzodiazepine receptor activity; GABA-A receptor activity; inhibitory extracellular ligand-gated monoatomic ion channel activity
Source: RefSeq, a predicted model, not a curated record